AUGAUGACCCUAGCUUUUCGGAUCGCGAAAAUGACGAAGCGAGUCAGCAGCCGCAAGUUCCGGAAGUCUCGUGGGGCGAGACGGAAGGAAAAGGCCACGCGGUUCAGUUCGACGUGGCAAGAUCCGGAGGAAGGAGAGGACGAAUUUGGCGGCGUUUCGGGAUGCGGAACGGCGGUGGAAGUUUUAGAUCUUUCACGUCAGCCCGCGAAACUCGGGCAGGUGCAUACGGUGAAGCCGAUUGGUGCGAUUCCGGUGGUGCGGGAGGAGGGAUUGGCGUGGGUGGUGGUUGCGAUUGGUGGAGGGGAUCCCGUGGCGAAUCUGCUGAACAAUUUGGAUGAGCUGCCCGAGUUCAUGCCGGGCAGGCUGGAAGAGAUCUACGCGUGGCUGGCCGUGUGUGACGCUACAAGUGCAGCGGACAAGCCGUCAUUUCUGCCGCGCAUGCGGGUGGGGGAGCAGGGGGCGGGGAGGGCGCUGGGGGUGGUAGCGCAGGCGAACGCGGCGUGGCAGCUUUUCCUGCACGCGCACGUUCAGCCCGACCCCUGGCUCCCCGAGUUCGACGUUUUCGCUACAAACAUACUCCAGGCAUGCUGGCGAAAGUACACGGAUGAUCACAGCCGUACGAUUCUUCCGAUAUCGUAUGACGGCCGUCCGAUCGACACCAGCAGUACUGUAGCUGCAGCAGAGAGGGAGGCUAGGGCCAGCUCGGCAUUUAAGUCGCCCAAGCAUCGAACCACUUCCCCUGCUGCUGCUGCUUGUGCUGGUGCAAGCAGCAUUGCUGGUGCUGCUCGCACUGUCAGUGUUGGUGGGGGCGCGAACGGCAUUGGGAAUGGCACGGGGAACGGCACUGGGAAUGGAGCGGAGAAUGGUGUUGAUUGGCCGAGCAGAAGAGGAGGAUCAAGCGGAGAAUUCCCUCCUGUUGCAGUCACACCUGCUAGAGUCACAUCUGCUACAGUCACACCUGUUGCGGCUGCUGUGCCUCCUGUGGGUGGUGGUGGUGGUGUGACAAUGGCACGGCACAUGGAGGUUGGUUCUAGCGACCCUGCACAGGCACGCUAUUUCCCUCACCAGGGGCAGAGUUAUUUUUACGGGCAGGAUUAUGGGCAGAGCUCUGGGCAGAAUCACGGGCAGAAUAAAAGGGGGGACCACGGGCAGGGUCAGCAGAGCCACCACCGCAGCCGCAGCAGUGAAAGCGGCACAGGCAGCAGGAACGACGUCGGUAACGGCGGUGGUAACCGCAGUAACAUGUGUGUCACGAAUGACAGUGAAAGAGGGGAGCAUGUGUCUUCUACUAUCUGGCGCACAGCUACUGCUGCUGCCGCUGCUGCUGCCGCCGCCGCCGCUGCUGCUGCCGCUGCUGCUGGUUCUAGUGGUGGUGGUAGCAAGGAGGAGCAAAAGCACGAGUGGGUAGUUUCGGAGAGUCUUGAGGCUGCCCGGAGCAAGUGGGGUGGUCGAAGGUUGUCAUCGAAAGAAGCUGAUAUUGCUGCUGCUGCAGCAGCUUUUGGAGCCUCUACUGGAUUAUCUACUAAUGAGUCUGUUCGUAACGAGUCAGCUUGCAGAGAGGAAUGGCAAGCGCCAGGUGUCGUGCAGCGAUUGGAGCGGAAGGUGUCGGAGCAGCGGUGGGCUGAUUUUCUUUCUUUGGAAGUGCCAGCAACACGCGGCUAG
Messenger RNA from Closterium sp. Yama58-4, 1662 nucleotides. Lineage: Eukaryota; Viridiplantae; Streptophyta; Zygnematophyceae; Desmidiales; Closteriaceae. The record is from the annotation of a GenBank genome assembly.